Messenger RNA from Selaginella moellendorffii, 415 nucleotides. Its product is annotated as cytochrome b-c1 complex subunit 6. The transcript has 4 exons. The record is from RefSeq and is a predicted model, not a curated record. The coding region runs from base 109 to 324 and encodes 71 amino acids. NCBI's taxonomy places the organism in Eukaryota, Viridiplantae, Streptophyta, Lycopodiopsida, Selaginellales, Selaginellaceae. Gene Ontology annotation, biological process: mitochondrial electron transport, ubiquinol to cytochrome c.
UACUUCUCCAAGCAAAUAUUUGGCUACCCUAAAAUUCCCCAAGAGCCCUAGAAAACGAGGGUGUGGUGAUUUUGGUCCCUCUCGGCAAGGGAUCGCGGCGGCGCCAUCAUGUCGGACGAUGCGGAGGAGCUCCAGGAUCCCAAGCUUGAACUGGAGGAGAUGUGCCGGCCGCGAUGCGUUAAGCAAUUUCUUGCCUACCAGGCGUGUUGCAAGCGAAUCGAGGACGAUGACACUGGAUCGAAGCAUUGCACGGGGCAGUACCUGGAUUUCUGGCACUGCAUCGACAAAUGCGUAUCGAGGCGGCUUUUUGAUCGAUUAAAAUGAGUAGAUAGAAGAAGAAGAACAAGGUCGUGAUCGUGUGCCAUGCUCCCAGAUCUAUCGAAUAAAAGGUCACGAAUAAGCCACAUUCCUGUGC